AUGGACGAUCGAGGGGUCAGUGCAUGUGUUCUGAGCACUGACGCCGGUGCACGGCCUCUUACAAGCAAGAGAGAGAGGGAGAGGGAGUGCGCUGUCUUGUCUCUUCAGCAGCGCCACUUCGAUCUGGCGUAUCGUGAGGUCAUUGAACGAUGCACCAUGAGCGCCUUACGCCCGGCAACUGUAAGACUGGUCCUCAAUAACGGUCCACCUCUUCCCAUGCCCAUGCAAGUACCGCCAGGCCAUUUGGUACAGCAAAUCGUUGAUGAAGAUGGCGUUCUGACGCAUGUCAUCCUCUCCUCCAUCUCCCCCUAUCCCCAAUUCAAAACGGGAACGCCGGGGCUCGGUAAUGCCCCGCCGAACGGCCCACUUCCCCCCGCCAACCGAUGUCCCGUUUCGGGACUCCCCCGACCUCGGUUUGGCGCCACCGGUGGUGUCAACGUGAUCAUCAGCCCCAAGACGUCUCCUGGCCUUGCCGUGGCCGGCCCCGCUUGGCCCACCACGACGAUGAGGACAGCGGUUGGCGAGGUCGUCGCACCAGCUGAUGCGCCUCCUGCACCCUCAGCAGCCUCGACGGAGAGGCAUGGAAGGGCAAAGCCUGAGAAGCAGACUGUUGUCAAGACGGAGGCGACGGAUGAAGUAAGUCCAAUGGAGACACCACUUUCCGCCUGUUGA
Mesocestoides corti is the source of this 672-nucleotide messenger RNA. The record is from the annotation of a GenBank genome assembly. NCBI's taxonomy places the organism in Eukaryota, Metazoa, Platyhelminthes, Cestoda, Cyclophyllidea, Mesocestoididae.